GGUGGCGAGCGGGCGGCGGCAUGGCGGAGAGCGAGGCCGAGACCCCCAGCACCCCGGGGGAGUUUGAGAGCAAGUACUUCGAGUUCCAUGGCGUGCGGCUGCCGCCCUUCUGCCGCGGGAAGAUGGAGGAGAUCGCCAACUUCCCGGUGCGGCCCAGCGACGUGUGGAUCGUCACCUACCCCAAGUCCGGCACAAGCCUGCUGCAGGAGGUGGUCUACCUGGUGAGUCAGGGGGCUGACCCCGACGAGAUCGGCCUCAUGAACAUCGACGAGCAGCUUCCAGUCCUGGAGUACCCGCAGCCAGGCCUGGACAUCAUUAAGGAGUUGACAUCUCCCCGCCUCAUCAAGAGCCACCUGCCCUACCGCUUCCUGCCCUCUGACCUCCACAACGGGGACUCCAAGGUCAUCUACAUGGCGCGUAACCCCAAGGACCUGGUCGUGUCCUACUAUCAGUUCCACCGCUCGCUGCGGACCAUGAGCUACCGUGGGACCUUCCAGGAGUUCUGCCGGCGAUUCAUGAACGACAAACUGGGCUAUGGCUCCUGGUUCGAGCACGUGCAGGAGUUCUGGGAACAUCGGAUGGACGGAAACGUGCUGUUCCUCAAAUACGAAGACAUGCACCGGGACCUGGUGACGAUGGUGGAGCAACUGGCCAGGUUCCUGGGGGUGGCCUGUGACAAGGCCCAGCUAGAGUCUCUCACGGAGCACUGCCACCAGCUGGUAGACCAGUGCUGCAAUGCCGAGGCACUGCCUGUGGGCCGGGGCCGAGUUGGGCUGUGGAAAGACAUCUUCACCGUCUCCAUGAACGAGAAAUUCGACCUUGUGUACAAACAGAAGAUGGGCAAGUGCGACCUGAGCUUUGACUUCUAUUUGUAAGCGCAGAACGGCCCGCCUGCAUGCUCACAGCCCCCAGCCCCGUGUGUAUCCAUCUCUCCCUGGCUGGACGGACCCUGGAAGCGGCGUGUGGAAGAGCAGGGGAGGAUGCGCGGCCCCCGGCCUGAGUCUCGGGUCUCUGCAGGCCUGGCAGCGCACGGUGUGACAUGGCAGUGUGGAUAUGUUGCGAGCACGGCGUCUUGACGAUACGCCCAGGGCAGCCACCUCUUACAGCCCCGUGUGAUGCGUUGUAUUUUACAAAGCUUUUCACUGGAAAUGCAGAAUGUCAGCAAACCAAAUAAAAGUCUAGUUCUGAGGGAGAGCAAGAGCGAGUCCCGGCCGGACCGUGGAGUGAGCUCAGGGCCCGCACUCUACUUCUGUGGCCUCAUUGCUGCAGUGAGGCCUGGCCUGUCCGCCUUUGCAGGGUCCUCAGAGCACGCGUGGUGGUGGUGGGGAUUGUGUGUGCAGGGGGCUGCCCUGCUGGAGGUCAGUCCUCUGUUGCCUGAAAUGGGGUCCUUUCAGCUGGGAGAUCUCCUGUGCCCAGCCAGAGGACACCUUGGGCUGGUGUGUGAGAGCAGCCACCAGGCAGGC
Ochotona curzoniae (black-lipped pika) is the source of this 1463-nucleotide messenger RNA. RefSeq names its product sulfotransferase family 4A member 1 (gene SULT4A1). Lineage: Eukaryota; Metazoa; Chordata; Mammalia; Lagomorpha; Ochotonidae. Gene Ontology annotation, molecular function: sulfotransferase activity. Bases 21 to 875 code for a protein of 284 amino acids. Gene Ontology annotation, cellular component: cytoplasm. Gene Ontology annotation, biological process: sulfation. The transcript is spliced from 7 exons. The record is from RefSeq and is a predicted model, not a curated record.